Messenger RNA from Drosophila mojavensis, 11077 nucleotides. RefSeq lists its product as uncharacterized. Lineage: Eukaryota; Metazoa; Arthropoda; Insecta; Diptera; Drosophilidae. Gene Ontology annotation, biological process: regulation of transcription by RNA polymerase II. The record is from RefSeq and is a predicted model, not a curated record. Bases 455 to 11077 code for a protein of 3540 amino acids. The transcript is spliced from 10 exons.
UUCAUUUAUAACAAAACAAAACAAAGCAAACAACAACAACAACAACUCGAAAUACAAGUGCAGCAGCUGCAUGGCGUCUCAAAAGCGCGCAAGCUAAAUGUUGUUGCUGUUUUAUUGACAGCAACAACAAUAGCAACAACAACAGCAACAACAUUAAUAAUAAUAAUAAUAAUAAUAAUAAUAAUAAUAAUAAUAAUAACAACAAUAAGAAACGAGUAAACAGAAACAAUUGCUCAUGUUGUGAAUAUGUUGCAGUGCAAUGUUGUUGCAUGCGAGCAGCUCAGUGAUAAAACCAACAACAACAGCAACAGCAACAACAGCAACAGCAGCAACAACAGCAACAACAACAACGGCAGUAGCAACAUUACAUAUAAACCAGUAGAAGCAGCAACAACAGCAACAACAACUUCUGGGCGGAACAACAAGUGUUUAAGCCAAAAGAGUUCGGCAUGAAAUGGAAGCAGCUAUACGCUCCUCUUCAGUGCAGGUCGGUGCUCCGCCGCCCACAAACAACGCCCCAAACGGUGGACAACAGCAGCAGCAGCAGCAUCAGCAACAUCAGCAGCAUCAACAACACCAACAGCAGCAACAGCAGCAACAACAGCAGCAUCAACAGCAGCAGCAGCAAUUGCAACAUCAGCAACAACUUCAUCACCAUCACCAUCAUCAUCAGCAGCAGCAGCAGCAGCAGCAACAGCAGCAACAACAGCAACAUCAGCAACAGCAACGUAUUGCCAGCAAUCAGCAGCAACACAACGCAGCAGCAGGCAACGCUGCUGCGUCGCAUCAAGUGCAUGAUAAUGGACCAACGUCCCAUCAUCUACAUCAUCAUCAGCAGCAACAGCAACAGCAACAGCAGCAGCAGCAGCAGGCAGCAGCAACUAAUCAACAGCAGCAGCAGCAAAAUAAAGCAGCGCAACAGCAACAGCAGCAGCAGCAGCAGAAGCAGCAGCAACAAGUUGCCAAUAUGUCGUAUCCGCAGCGCAUCUCGAGUGGCACACAAAUUCAAAGGUCGUACAGGACAAUGGAGCAGCAGCCGUAUGUCAAGAGCCUCGGACACUUGCAAUCCCAUCAGCAGCAGCAGCAUCAGCAACAGCAGCAACAACAACAGCAGCAGCAACAGCAGCAACAGCAGCAAAUGCAUCACCACCACCACCAGCAGCAGCAGCAUCAACAGCAUCAGCAACAACAGCAUCAGCAACAACAGCAGCAGCAACAGCAGCAGCAACAGCAGCAGCAGCAGCAGCAGCAACAACAGCAGCAGCAGCAGCAGCAGUCGUCGAGGUCGGCAGCUAGUCCGCUGUCGCCUCCGCGUCCUGGACCGGGCAGCGCGGCGGCCGCAGCUGCGGCGAAUAGCUACGCCAAGUUUGCGGAUGCGCCGCAACAUUUUAUACAGCCACCGGCGUACAGCAUUGGGAUUGCGCCGGUGGCCAACUAUCAUCGGGAGAGUCCAUAUAUGCGGAUACCUCAGCUGCAGGCGUCGGUGCCGGAGUUUCAGCGGGCGGCGCGUGCAGCGACGGUGGCCGCCGCCGCUGCUGCCGUUGGCAGUGGCAAAGGCGGCCCGGGCAGCAGCAGCGGCGGCGGCGGCAGCAGCAUUGGCGUCGUCGCCUCAACCGCCGGCCCAGGCAGUAGCAGCGGCGGCGGCGGCGUCCUCCAAGUGGCCGGCAGCAUGGCCCCGCCAGGCGCCCAGCCCGGCGGCGUUCUCGUCAUGGAGGCCAUGUCGCAUUACCAGUCGCUGCAUUACAACAACGAAUACCUGACCAAUGCCGCAGCCUUGGCAGCGGCUGGACAGCGCCAGCAGCAACAGCAGCAACAGCAGCAGCAGCAGCAACAACAGCAGCAACAUCCGUCGCUGUCUGAGCCGCCGGGCAGCGUGGGUCAGCCCUAUAAGAAGCAGCGCCUGAGCGACGCCAAUGUCAGCAACAUGAAUCACCUGCCACACCAGCAACAGCAGCAGCAGCAGCCGCAGCAACAGCAGCAGCAACGCUCCUCGCCAGCUCAGCAACACAACAGUAGGCAGAGCAAUCAUGAGGCGGAGCAGUCGCGGCGCGUGUUGCACAUGCCCGCUGGCUCAGUGCUGACGCCGCUGGCCAUGCAGCAGCUCAAGAUGGAAACGCUGCCACAGCUGCAGCAGCAGCUGCAACAGCUGACGUCGCAGGUGCAUGCGGCACGUGGCAUGGUGCCGCCGCCAACUGUGUCAGCAUCCAAUGCGCAGCUGAUCAGCUUCUCCACCAGCAGCAGCAACAGCAGCAGCAGCAACAACAACAACAACAGCAGCAGCAGCAGCAGCAACAGCAGCGCCCAAGCUUCAGUAGCAGCAGCUGCAGCAGUGGCGGCAGCAGCCGCAGCAAGUAGCACAGAAGCAUACCAUCCACAGGUGGAGGCCAUUUCACCAACGCUGCCCAGCGACAAUGCAGAGGAGCGUGGACGCAGCAGCAGCACAGGCGGCGCCAGCAGCAGCAGCAACAUUAACAGCAGCAGCAGCAGCAGCAGCAACAAUGCCAAUAAUAACAGCGGCAGCAGCAGCGGCGGCGGUAACAGCAGCAACAGCAGCAGCAGCAACAGCGCCAAGGAGGAUCUGCUAUUGCAAAUCCAGCGCGUUGACAAUGAAAUCGAGUAUGCCGAAACGGCAAUGGUAACGCUGCGCAAGAAGGAGAAGACGCUGCUGGACGAGGCGGCGGCGGCGGCGGCGACGGUUAAGCAGCAGAAGGCGGCCGCCGAGCAGGCGGCAGCUGAGAGCGGCAAUGAGCGGUAUAUGGAGCUGGGCUGGCGCACGCAGCUGCUGGCCCAGCGCGUAUACGAGGCGAACCGCAAGACGGCCGCCGCACAACAUUCCGCGGUGAGCGAGGCGGGCGGCGUGAAGAGCAUGACACGCCCCUGGCUGCCGCUGUACAAUCAGCCGCUGGACGUGGAGGCGCUGUCGCAGCUGAUCAAACGGCAUCAGACACUGGUGCGGGCGCCGCUGCUCGUGCACAUACGCAAGAUGAAGGCCGACCGCUGGGAGUACAACCAGGGCCUGGUGGAGAAGUAUGCCAAGGAUCAGGCCGACUGGCAGCGCCGCUGCGAACGGGCCGAGGGCAGCGCGAAGCGCAAGGCGCGCGAGGCCAAGAAUCGCGAGUUCUUCGAGAAGGUGUUCACGGAGCUGCGCAAGCAGCGCGAGGACAAGGAGCGCUUCAAUCGUGUCGGCUCGCGCAUCAAGUCCGAGGCGGACCUCGAGGAGAUCAUGGACGGGCUGCAGGAGCAGGCGUUGGAGGACAAAAAGAUGCGCUCCUAUGCCGUGAUACCGCCCCUGAUGCACGAUGCCCGGCAGCGUCGCUGCGCCUACCACAACGAGAACGGGCGCAUCGAGAACAUGAUUGUCGUCCAUGAGGAGCGCAAGGCACUCAAUCUGUGGACGGCCGGCGAGAAGGAGACGUUCAAGGAGAAGUAUCUGCAGCAUCCGAAGAACUUUGGCAUGAUCGCCGCCAGCCUGGAUCGCAAGUCGCCGCAGGAUUGCGUACGCUAUUACUACCUCAGCAAGAAGACGGAGAACUAUAAGCAGCUGCUGCGCAAAUCCCGCCAACGCACACGCAGCAGCCGGAAUCCGGCCAAGGCGCAGGCCCAGCUGCCGCAGUGCAUCAUCGAUUCGCUGACCACGGGCGUCACGACGCGCCUGCAACGCGAACAGCAACAAAAGUCCGGUAAUCGCUCCAGCGCCGUGGCGGAACGCGAACGGGCCGAGCGUGCCGCCGAACGGGAACGCGUCGCCGAGAAGGCAGCCGCUGAUGCCGCCAAGGCGGCCGAGUGUGCCGCCGAGAAGGCGAGCGCCGUUAGCAAAGCUGCCGAAGCGGCGGCGGGCAGCGAAAAGGUGGCCAAAAAUGCAGCAGCCGCCGCAGCAGCAGCAGCAGCGACGGCAGCGUCAGCGUCAGCAGCAACAGCAACAACUGCGGACAAAGCGGAUGCGGGCAAGACGCCAGCUGGAGCGAAUAAGAAUGCAACAGCUGCAGCAGCAGCAGCUAAAACGGAGAUCUCAACGGGCAGCAGCAGCGACGCCAAAGCCAAAACCGCUGAGGAGGAAGCGCCAGCAACAGCAACAGCAGCAGGAGCAGCAGCAGCAGCAACAGGAGCAACAGCAGCAGCAGCAGCAGCAGCAACAGGAGCAACGGCAACAAGUGCGUCGGCGAAUGUUGCUGGCGAGGCAGCUGCAGCAGCUGCUGCUGGUGCGACUGUUGCGAUUGCUGCUGCGUCCAAGGCAUCCAAGUCCCAGCCAGGCGAUGGCAAGGCAGUGAAGGCAGCGGAGCAGCCGGUCGAGACGGAUGAGCAGCUGGCCGGCAAGAGCAAAGCAACGGCUGCCGAUGGCUACAGUGCAACUGGUGCAACAUCUGGCAAUGCGACGGCAACGGCAACGGCGACGCCAGCGGUUAGCGUGGCCAUCAAUGGCUUUAAGCCUGGCUAUCAGAGCGUCGUCAUGGCCAACGUGAAGGCGUCCGCGCCCCCCGCUGGCAUCGAUGAUGCUGCAACGGGCGCUGCUGCAACGGCAGCCGCUGCAACCUCGACAAAUGCAACUGGCGAUAAAAUCGUAAAGACGACGUCGACUGCAGCGACAGCAGCAGCAGCAGCAUCGGCAGCAGCAGCAUCGGCAGCAUCAGCAUCAGCGGCUGCUGCUGGCUUUGCUGUGCCCAAUGCGGCAGCUGGAGCCACGGAGCCGGUGAGCGGCGUGCCAACGCUUACCACGGCCACCACGGCCGGCAACUAUUUGGGCCAGAAGCUGAAGGCGGCCCAAGUGGAGGGACUUGGUGCCGGCAAUGAGCUGCAUGCGGACGUUAGCGAUGCCAAGAAGAAACGCUUUGAGCUGGCGCCUGGCGAGUCCAACGUUAACAACAAUAAUAACAACAACAACAACAACAACAACAAUAACAGUAGCAACAACAACAACAGCAACAUCAAACUGAACGCCAGCGAUGCGUCCAAUCAAAUCUCGUCCAUUGGCAAAGGCGCCGGCUCCGGCUUGGCGCCCGCCUCCUCGUCCUCAUCCUCGUCGUCGUCGACCUCAUCGACGAUGUUCAUUAGCGCCGCAUCGCUGAUAUCGACAGCAUCGUCGCCGUUGACGACGGCAACGGGAACCGCAACCGGAACCGGAACUGGAACUGGAGCCGGAACGAGGCCAGCGACAACGUCAACAUCUACGCCAAUGGUCACAGAUCGAGCGGGCAAUUUGUUGAACACCUCCGAGGCUCUGGCAUUGGAUGCCAAAGAUAAACUGGCAAGCUGUUUUGUUUGCAAGACGGAGGCCUGCCUGCGCACUCGCCCAUUGAAGAAGGGGCGUGGCCAGCAAUAUGCAAUCCCAGACGAAACGAUACCAGCGGGCGCACGCGUCUGCAACAGCUGCCAAUGCAAAUCGGUGCGCAAUCGCUAUCCCAACUGUCCGCUGCCCACGUGCCCCAAUCCCAAGGAUCGGGCGCAGCGCCUGCGGAACAUACCCACACGGCUGUUCGAGCUGGCGCCGGAGCUGCGUGACCCGCUGAUGGCCGAGUUCCAGAUCAAGCUGCAUGCCACACGCUGCUGUUCCGCCUGCCUGAUGCGCAUACGGCGCAAGCUCGAUCCGCUCCUGAAUCUCACCGAUGAGGAGCGACGUCGCGGCGGCGUUGGCAGCGGCGAUGCCAGCGCUGGCGAUGAGACCGAUGUGAGCACUUCGUCCUGUGAUGAGCGCGAGCCAGGCGGCUCGGACACCGCCUCCGUGGAGAGUCCCGAGUAUCUGCAGCGGCACAAGUCGCAGCUGAACAAGCAGCAGCAGCAGCAACAACAACAGCAACAGCAACAACAGCAGCAGCAACAGCAGCAACAACAACAGCAACAACAGCAGCAGCAGCAGCAACAGCAGCAGCAGUUGCCACCGCAACAGCAGCAGCUGCCACAGCCGCCGCCAGUACCACAAAAGCCGCAACAGCAACAACAACAACAACAACAACCAGCAGGAGCUGCCAAUGUGCGCAGCGUAGCAGACGCAUCCGGCGCCGCUUUAACCAUUACGCCCACUCGCAUGUCCGCCAAGGCAGCCGCAGCAGCAGCAGCAGCUGUUGGUGGCAACGACAGCGAACGCCUGCUGCCGCCAGCAUGCCAAGCGCCGAAGAAGCAGAAGACCAGCGAGGAGUACGACUCUUCGGCGACAGAGACGGCGGACGAGGAGAAUGAGAAUUCGCCAGCGAAUCGACAGAGUCCCAAAGUGAUCUUCAAUGCGGUCUCGCAUGCGCAUGCCCAUCCAGCCCAUGGGCAUGGCCACGGGCACGGCAAUAACAAUGUGGCCGGGCUGCAGCCGCCGAAUGCCGCAUCAGCAGCAGCUGUUGCUCUCACUGCACAGCAACAACAGCAGCAGCAGCAGCAGCAGCAGCCGAAUGGACCGAUGAGCCAGCGUCGCGAGCCAGUCAAUGUGCAGGAUUGUGUAUUCUCUGUAAUUGAGCGACAGCUGAAGCAACAGGCCAAGGGGCCGCAGCUGCCAGGCAACAAUCAGGGCAAGCAAGUCAGCCAGCAGCAGCAGCAGCAACAGCAACAGCAGCAGCAGCAGCAACAGCAGCAGCAGGCGCACAAUAAUUUGGAUCGCAAGGAACUGACAAUAGUGCGUGAAUAUCGACAAGAUGGCAAUGCCUUGCUUAAGCAACAGCAACAACAGCAGCAGCAGCAGCAACAGCAGCAGCAACAAUUGCAGCAGCAGCAGCAGCAGCAACAGCCAGCGGGCUUGCCGCAUGGCACCUCUGUGCAAAAGUUGAGCUCGCGUCCUGGGCCGCCGUCGAACUCGGUGAAUAGCAGUGGCAGCAGCAGCGGCAACAGCAGCAGCAACAACAAUGCCAGCAGCAACAACAGCAACAGCAACAACAGCAGCGACAACUUGGCCACUCUGUCUGUAGUCAACUCGCAUCUCGCCCCGCAUCAUGUGCACAUGUCACAUCCACUGCUGCAGCAGCAACAGCAACAGCAACAGCAACAACAGCAGCAGCAGCAGCAGCAACAGUUGUCGAGCGGCGUGGACAAGGCCACGAUUACGCCGGUGUUGAAAAAGAGCGCCAUUACGCCGACGCCCCCCGACACGAUCAUCUACAAUGUGUCUGGCAGCCACUUGGCCGCCCAGCACCAGCAGCAGCCACCGGCGCAGUCGGCACCGCCGCCCACGCAUACGGUGCACGCGCCACCGGUGCAGCAGCGCUUGCCGCCGGAGCCGGAGCCGCAGACGCUGGACCUGAGCAUCAAGAAGACACCGCGCGAGGGCCACUCGCCGCACACGCAUCCGCAUGCGCACAGCUCGGUGGCGAGCUCUGUGGAGCGGCACCAUGGCCCGCCGCCGCCAAGCAUGGGCGGUGCGAUGAAGCAUAUUGUGCGCACCUCGUCCAUGUACCGGGGCGAUGCCUCGAUGCCCAGUUUGUCGGUGUCGGGUGCUCCGCCGCCCGCCUCCAGCUAUUUGACCUACCAGCAGCUGCACGGCGUGGGCGUGGGUGUGGGCGUGGUGAAGACAGCGCCUGGACCGGCACAGCCGGGCUCGCUGUAUGUCCAACCCGUACCUGUACCCAUUGGCCAAGGCCAGAUGACGCGCCCAACGCCGCCGCCGCCCGCCCAGCCGCAGCCACCGCCGACGCGCGUCUCCAAGCUGCCGCCCAAGCUCAGUCCGCAGCAGCAGCAGCAGCACUUGCACAGCCAGAUGCCAUCGCCGCAGCAACAGCAGCAGUCGAGUGCCCAACAACAGCAGCAGCAGCAACAGUUGCAGCUAGUCAAAGGCGGCUCCAUAACCCACGGCACGCCCGCCAACACCUCGCAGCAGCAGCAACAGCAACAACAGCAGCAGCAGCAGCAGCAACAGCAGCAAAUCAUUGUCCAUGCCGCGCCCUCGUCGCUGCCCAGUCCCAAGUACGAGAGCCUGGUGCGUCAGACGCCGCCUGGCAGCUGCCCGGAUACGGGCAAGCAUGGCUCGAUUACGCAGGGCACGCCCCUCCAUCUGCCGCCCCACCACUUGGACAGCAAGCGGGCGUACGACUUCUACAAGAGCUCGCAGCGCUUGAGUCCCGCCCAGGCGCCGCCGCCGCCGCAGCAGUCGUCGCCACAGGCGCCGCCGCCUCAGGGCUACGGCGUGGGCGUUACCGUCGGAUCGCCCUACUCGCGCUCGCCGUACAGCGCGGUCGAGCAGGCCUCGGCGCUCAGCUCGAGGCAGAUCGUGAUCAACGACUACCACACGUCGCAGCAGAUGCAGGGCCAGCAGCAGCGCAAUGUCUCCCGCGGCAGCAGCAGCGCCGGCGGUGGCGCCGGCUCCGGCUCCGACAAGGAGUCGCCAUCGCCACGCAACAGCAUCAGCGGCAGCUCAGCUGUCUAUCCGGGCUAUGAGAAGGAGCCGCAGCCUCGCGGACGACCCGAAUAUUCCAGUCGCGCCUCACCGGCCGAUCAUUCCAAUAGCACACCCAGUCCGCACCGCACUCCGCCGCCCCAGCGCCAGGGCGUCAUUCAGCGCCACAACACCGGCUCGAAGCCGCCUUCGCCUGCUGCGCCGCCCCCGAGUCGCAUGCACAUUGUCACGCCCUACAAUUUUCCACCAGCUGGCCACGAUGCCUUGGCCUCGUUUGUGGACGUGGCCGUACAGCAGCCGCAGCUGCCGGUGCCGUCGCAGAAGGAUGACAAAUUGGCAGUGCCGCAACCGGCGCCACAGCCACAGCCGCCGCCAUCGACGCACGGCCAGAUAAUAACGCAUGCGCAAGUUGCUUCCGGCCAGGCGGUGCCGCCAGCUGCACACCAUGAUCUGCGCUACCGCACCGACUCCCUGGCGAGCUAUCAUAUGGCAGCCGCGGUGCAGCAGCAGCUGGUCCAGCAGCAGUACAGGCACCUGAACACGGCCGCCGCCUACGAGAUGCAGCGCCGCAUGGAGCAGGUGAAGCGAGACCAGCGCCAGAUCAACCACAUUGAGCGGGAGCGCGAGAUACAGCGGCAGCGCGACCAAGAGCGACAGCGACGCGAGCAGGAGCGCCGCGAACAGGAGCGUGCAGCCGAGGAGCGAGAGCGGGACAGCCGGCGCAUGGAGCGCAUGCUGGCCGCUGCCGUUGCGCCACCGCCUGGCCAUCCGCAUGGCCACGCCCACAGUAGCCACAGCCACUACAUACGUGGCACGGUGCCCGAGACCGGGCCACCGCGCACCAUUCCUGAUCGAGAGCGAGAUGCCUACUACCGACAGGCACACGGCAGUAAGCCGCCGGAGGAUGCCGGGCAGUUCAGCGCCCAGGCCCUGAUUGAUGCCAUCAUCAAGCACGAGAUCAAUCGCACUGGCGAGCUCAGCAGCCUGCCCCGCGACAUACCGCGUCCCACCUACUAUCAGCGCGACUUGCGGCCGUCACAUGAGGGCGCUGCCGUCUCGCUCAUGGCCGCCGAGAACAAUGGCAAGGCGAACUCCAGUUCGCCCAAUGUCAACAGCAUCGAUCUGGAGCAGGAGCAACGUCCAUCACAACAGCAACAGCAGCAGCAGCAGCAGCAACAACAGCAGCAACAACAGCAGCAACAGCAACAGCAGCAGCAACAGCAGCAGCAGCAGCAACAGCAGCAGCAUCAGCAGCAGCAGCAGCAGCAGCAGCAGCAAUCGCAGUCCAGCUCGGAGCGCUCUGUGCACGGCUCGCUGCGUGGCCAGGGGGCGCCGCCCUCGCAUCAUGGCACGCCCAUUUCGCAGGCGGGCAGCGGUCCGACGGCACAGCAGCAGAUCUACACGAAGAAAAUCACGUUCGGCGAGCUGACUGACUCGAUAAUUACGAACGAUUACGGGCCGACUCCGCACAUGCGCACCUUCCUGCCUUAUCUGCCGGAGACGCAGGCCAUCGUGACGCCCGAUCGCUGGAAGCAGAAUCGCCGGCAGCAGCAGAAAGCCGAGGAGGCAGCCGCUGCGGCGGCGGCCGUCGAGCGGGCCAAGCAGUCGCCGAUCAAUGUCGUUGGCGGCGGCGUUGGCAGCGUGCGCAGCGUUGGCGGCAGCAGCAGCGACGGCGGCAGCAGCAGCAGCAGCAGCGGCAUCGGCAGCAACAGCAGCGCCAGCAGCGGCGGUCGCGCCAAUACGCCUGGCGAGGAUGCGCGCAACAUCAUUCGCAUGCCCCAGGCGAUCAGUCCGCGCAAGUACGCCCACGAUCUGAUCAUGCAGCAGGCCGCCGUUGCUGUUGGCGCCGAUCCGGCGCACUACUUCCUCUCUGCACCGCCCAGCGCUGUGGUCGGGCGCAGCAGUGGAGGCGGUGGUGUUGUUGUCCCGCCACCUCCAACGAGUGGCGGUGGCGGCGGCGGCGGCGAGCCACGCAGCAUUAGCGAACCGCGCGGCGGCAGCGAACAACGCAGCGGCAGCGGCGGCGGAGGCAGCGGCUCGGGCGCCAACUUCGACAACUAUGUGAAGAAUCGCAUUGUGGAGGCAAUGCGUGAUGAUUCCGGCUACGUCCAGGUGCCGCACAUGACACACGCCCAUGCCGUCGCCGUGGCGGCCCACAAUGAACAACAGCAGCAGCAGCAACAGCAACAACAGCAGCAGCAGCAACAGCAGCAUAGGAGCAAGGAGCCAGAGAUCAGCGUCUCAAGGAAGACACCCAACCAGUACGAGGUGGUGGACAGCGGCAGGCGCUCGGCCAGCAGCUCGAGCGGUGGCUCGAACAGCCAUCAUGCGUCCGCCUAUCAUGCGGCACCGCCGCCACCGCCGUCGGCGGUGAAUGCGUUUGCGGCGAGCACCUAUGCGUAUCCCUUCAGUGCGCUGACUGUGCCGAGCGCUGCUGGGGCUCUGCCGCCGCCGACGGUGCUGCCGCUGGCCCAUCAGUCAGCACCGCCGAGCCAUUUGAACGUCAAGGCAGCGGCACAUGCGCUGAGCGAAGCGAGCGCCGCAGCAGCAGCGGGCGUCAGUCUGGUCGUUGGAGGUGGCGGCAGCGCCAGCGGCGGCUGCUCAAAUGCCGGCGUGAACCCCGCCUCUAGCGUCGGCGGCGGCGGUGGCAGCGGUGGUCCGCUGAACGCCAGCGUGUUAGCCGUCGCUGCGGCUGCCGCAGCAGCAGCAGCUGCUGCCAGCGAGCCAAAGCCUCUGCUCUCAUCGAAGUACGAAGCGCUCAGCGACGAAGAUUAG